This is a messenger RNA of Penicillium crustosum, 1710 nucleotides long. Its product is annotated as transposase. Gene Ontology annotation, molecular function: DNA binding. The transcript has a single exon. Gene Ontology annotation, cellular component: nucleus. Lineage: Eukaryota; Fungi; Ascomycota; Eurotiomycetes; Eurotiales; Aspergillaceae. The coding region runs from base 1 to 1710 and encodes 569 amino acids. The record is from RefSeq and is a predicted model, not a curated record.
AUGUCUCAAGAAUUAGAAGCCCGCAUCUCUAAUGCCUUAUCAGCAUGCUCUGCUACCCAGAAACCUAACGUUUCAGCGAUCGCCCGAGAAUUUGGCAUUACGUCUAGUAUACUGAGGGGCCGCCUCAAAGGUCAUAAGUCUAGAAACGAUCGUAUCCCAACCAACAAAGCAUUAGACCCCGAGCAAGAGAAGGCAUUAAUUCUAUGGAUUGAUACCUUGGACCAGGCCUAUUCUCCCCCGACCGCAGGGCAAAUUCAGGCUGCUGCUCUACAAAUUGUUCGACGUUAUGAACCCGCCCGCACGCUCGGAAAAAACUGGGUGUACGACUUUAUCGCCCGUCUACCUUCACGCUUUGAGACUAUUAAGCAAAAGCCGAUGGAAAAGGCACGAUAUGAAGUCUGUGAACCUGGUUAUAUUGUUUCUUGGUACGAUCGCCUACAAAUUACGCUCAAAACCUACGGAAUUGCACAGAAGAAUCUAUACAAUUUCGACGAAACUGGGUUUCGAAUUGGCGAAGGUAAGGCCCAGAACGUUGUUUCAGCCCGGGGAAAUUCCAAAAAUAAUACCGGCGGACAAGCUGAAUCCCUUACUGGUAUCGAAUGCGUCUCGGCCGAUGGUUGGGUUAUGCCACCGUGGUUUUUAGUUAAGGGUCAAUUCCAUAUGGAGAGUUGGUUUAUCAAUACUAACUUACCCGACGACUAUACUAUAUGGCCAACCCUAAACGGCUGGACCGAUGAGAUUAUUAGUUUUGCCUGGAUUCAGGUCUUCGACGAAUUCACAUCUUUCCGUGUUAAAAAAGGGGAAUAUCGUCUUCUUUUAAUGGAUAAUCAUAGUUUACACUUGACCUAUGAUUUUAUUGAAUUUUGUUGGAGAAAACGAAUUAUCCCCUAUUGUUUUAUCCCACACACAAUACAUGGCUGCCAACCGCUCGAUGAUACACCAUUUCAAGUGCUUAAGCAUUAUUAUAAGAAGUAUAAUAAUGAGGAAGCCUUUUGGGGUGGUGAUGCGCGGUCAAAGGCAAAUUUCUUCGCGGGAAUCUACGAUGUCCGGACGUCGGCACUUACAACGCGUACUAUUCGAUAUGGAUUCCGCGAAACUGGUAUUUGGCCUAUGGAUUCUAAUAAAGGCCUCACCAAACUUGGUAUUUCGACUGAGGAUAAUGAUCUACCUAUGAUACCCGGUUUUAUUAUUUAUGAUAUUGCUUCCGGAACUACACCACCACUAUUAUCAAGCUCACUGCCUAAUACCCCGCCCGAGACAGUACGAAAAUUGAGAAAGGCAAGCACUAAGGUUAUAAAGCAUAUUCAAAAUGACUCGACAAUCUCCCCGAAGGUGCGACAAAGCCUCUCUCAGAUACUAGCGGGUGGCCUCGUUCUCGCUAAGGUCGGGGCUCAGUUUGCGGAAGACAACGUGCGAAUUCUACGGCGCAAGAAGCGGUCUAAUACAGCUAAGACUAAACGAAGGCUUCCGGAAAUGGGCCCUCGUUUGGUUAAGGAUUGUAAAAAGCACAUAAAUGAUCGGGUUGAUAAGGAAAGGCUACAAUCAUUCAAUCGUUCGAAGAAAGCCUGGCGGGAUGCAGCUAUUUUAAAAGCAAUUGCCGACGGAGAAAUCGAGGAUAUAGGGCAAAUUGGGUCAGAUCAUGAUGAAGAGAGGCCUCGGGAAUGGAUUGAUGAUCUUUAUUGUAUUGAUUUAGAAGGCGAUGCUAUUUAA